GAUGGUCCCAGUGAGGACAGCUAACCGGGAGGAACGGCCCGCUGGAGGAUCCACCAGCCUCUCUACCGGACUCAGGACCAGCCUCUCUACCGGACUCAGGACCAGCCUCUCUACCGGACUCAGGACCAGCCUCUCUACCGGACUCAGGACCAGCCUCUCUACCGGACUCAGGACCAGCCUCUCUACCGGACUCAGGACCAGCCUCUCUACCGGACUCAGGACCAGCCUCUCUACCGGACUCAGGACCAGCCUCUCUACCGGACUCAGGACCAGCCUCUCUACCGGACUCAGGACCAGCCUCUCUACCGGACUCAGGACCAGCCUCCCGGUGAACCGGUGAACCGGCAGAGCUUCGGUCAUGCAGGCGGCUCAGCUUCAAUACGACUUCUUCAACGAGGAGAAUGGACCGAAGUGGAGAGGACUGCUGGUGUCCUCCCUGGAGAAGGUGCUGAACCAGGUGCAUCCUAACCUGGUGUCCCAGCAGGAGGCGCUGCAGUACAUCGAGGAGCUGAUCCUGCUGCUGCUCAGCAUGCUGUGUCAGGCUCAACCACGCACUGUACAGGAUGUGGAGGAGCGAGUCCAGAAGAGUUUUCCUCACCCGAUCGAUAAGUGGGCGAUCGCUGACGCUCAGGCCGCCAUCGAGAAGAGGAAGAGGAGGAACCCGCUGGCUCUGCCUGUUGACAAGAUCCACCCACUGCUGAAGGAGGUGCUGGGCUAUAAGAUCGACCACCAGGUGUCGGUCUACAUGGUGGCGGUGUUGGAGUACAUCUCCGCCGACAUCCUGAAGCUGGCGGGAAACUACGUGAGGAACAUCCGACACUACGAGAUCUCCCAGCAGGACAUCACUGUGGCCAUGUGUGCUGACAAGGUGCUGAUGGACAUGUUCCACCAGGACGAGGAGGACAUCGGCGGCUUCCCUCUGAUGGACGAGGAGCCGUCGGCCAAUGAGGAGCAGAGUUAUUACGAGCUGGUGAGGAGCUUCAUGUCUGACGGGCGACAGUUCCUGAGAACGCUCAACCUGCUCAUCAAGGUGUUCAGAGAGCCCUUCACCUCCAGCCUCAUGCUCUUCUCCCAGCACGAUGUGGACAGCAUCUUCAGUCGGAUCGUUGAUAUCCACGAGGUGACGGUGAAGCUGUUGGGUCUGAUCGAGGACACGGUGGAGAUGACCGACGAAGGCAGUCCUCAUCCUCUGGUGGGAAGCUGCUUCGAAGACCUGGCUGAGGAGUUGGCCUUUGACCCCUAUGAGACGUACGCUCAGGACACCCUGCGCUCCGGUUUCCAUGAACACUUCCUGAGUCAAGUGUCCAAACCAGGAGCCGCCUUCCACCUCCAGUCCAUCUGUGAAGGGUUCAAAGAGGCUGUUCAGUACGUUCUGCCCAGACUGCUGCUGACUCCUGUUUACCACUGUCUGCACCUGUUCGAGAUCCUCAAGCAACUAGAGGAGAAGAGUGAGGAAGAGGAGGAUAAAGAGUGUCUGAAGCAGGCCAUCACAGCUCUGCUCAACCUGCAGAGCAGCAUGGAGAGGAUCUGCUCCCGCAGCCUCGCCAAGAGGAGGCUCAGUGAGUCGGCGUGCCGGUUCUACAGCCAUCAGAUGAAGGGGAAGCACGUCGCCAUCAAGAAGAUGAACGAGAUCCAGAAGAACAUCGACGGCUGGGAGGGGAAGGACAUCGGCCAGUGCUGCAACGAGUUCAUCAUGGAGGGCACGCUGACCCGCGUGGGCGCCAAACACGAGCGCCACAUCUUCCUGUUCGACGGCCUGAUGAUCUGUUGCAAGUCCAACCAUGGCCCGCCGCGGCUGCCCGGCGCCGGCUCCGCCGCGGAGUACCGGUUGAAAGAAAAGUUCUUCAUGCGCAAAGUCCAAAUCAACGACAAGGACGACAAGGAGGGCGAGUACCGGCACGCCUUCGAGAUCAUCCUGAAGGACGGGAACAGCGUGGUGUUCGCUGCCAAGUCUGCGGAGGAGAAGAACGGCUGGAUGGCGGCGCUGAUCUCGCUGCAGUACCGCAGCACGCUGGAGCGCAUGCUGGACUCGGCCAUGCUGCGGGAGGAAAAGGAGGAGCAGAUGAGGCUGCCGGGCGCCGAGCUGUACCGCUUCGCCGAGCCGGACUCUGACGAGAACGUCGUGUUCGAGGAGAACGUCCAGUCCAAGUCCGGCAUCCCCGUCGUCAAGGCAGGGACGGUCCUGAAGCUAAUCGAGAGGCUCACCUUCCACAUGUACGCAGAUCCGAACUUCGUCCGGACCUUCCUGACCACCUACCGGUCCUUCUGUAGACCUCAGGAGCUGCUGGACCUGCUGAUGGAGAGGUUCGAGAUCCCGGAGCCGAGGCCCAGCGAGGUGGAUCAGAUGGAGGGAGGAGAGCAGCCGCUCAGCGCAGAACUCAAACGCUUCCGUAAAGAGUUUGUUCAGCCGGUCCAACUCAGAGUGUUGAAUGUGUGUCGGCACUGGGUGGAGCAUCACUUCUACGACUUCGAGAGAGACGCUCACCUGCUGAGACAACUGGAGGAGUUCAUCACCUCCGUCAGAGGUAAGGCGAUGAGGAAGUGGGUGGAGUCGAUCACUAAGAUCAUCCAGAGGAAGAAGCAGGUUCAGGUGAGCGCGCCCAGUCACAGCAUCACCUUCCAGAACUCUCCUCCUCCCAUCGAGUGGCACACCUGUAAACCAGGAAACAGCGAGCUGUUUGACCUCAUGACGCUGCACCCAAUCGAGAUCGGUCGGCAGCUCACCCUGCUGGAGUCUGACUUCUACAGGGCGGUGCAGCCGUCGGAGCUGGUCGGCAGCGUCUGGACCAAAGAGGACAAAGAGCUUCACUCCCCCAACCUGCUGAGGAUGAUCCGCCACACCACUAACCUCACACUGUGGUUGGAGAAGUGUAUCGUAGAAACGGAGAACCUGGAGGAACGAGUCGCCGUCGUGUCUCGGAUCAUCGAGAUCCUGCAGGUCUUUCAGGAACUCAACAAUUUCAACGGUGUUCUGGAGGUCGUCAGCGCCAUGAACUCGUCUCCGGUCUACCGACUGGACCACACCUUCGAGCAGAUUCCCAGUCGCCAGAGGAGAAUCCUGGAGGAAGCUCACGAGCUGAGUGAAGAUCACUACAAGAAGUAUUUAGCCAAACUGCGCUCCAUCAACCCCCCCUGCGUCCCCUUCUUUGGAAUCUACCUGACCAACAUCCUGAAGACGGAGGAGGGGAACCCCGACUUCCUGCGCCGACACAGCAAAGAUCUGAUCAACUUCAGCAAGAGGAGGAAAGUGGCUGAGAUCACAGGAGAGAUCCAACAGUACCAGAACCAACCGUACUGCCUGAGAGUGGAGGCCGACAUCAGGAAGUUCUUCGAGAACCUGAACCCGAUGGAGGAUCUGUCGGAGAAAGACUUCGCUGAUCAUCUCUUCAACAAAUCUCUGGAGAUCGAACCUCGAAACGCCCGAUCGUUACCUCGAUUCGUGAAGAGGUACACUUGUCCUCUGAAGUCUCCGGGGAUCCGUCCGACCUCGGCGAGGCCCGGGACCAUGCGGCACCCGACGCCGCUGCAGAACGAGCCCAGGAAGAUCAGUUACAGCCGCAUCCCGGACAGCGACGCUGAGGGGGGCGCCGUCUCGGCCCCCAACUCCCCCCGCACCCCUCUGACUCCGCCCCCCGCCUCCGCCGCCUCCAGCUCCACUGACGUAGGCAGUGUGUUCGACUCACCGCAGGGUCCCAGCAGCCCCUUCCACUCCAGGUCCUCCUCGGUCUCCUCCAUGGUGAGUUUCAGUCGUGGUUAUGAGGACGUUCCGGUUCUUCCUCCGGUUCCUCCUCCGGUUCCUCCUCGCAGACGUCCAGAGUCGGCUCCUGCUGAGUCGUCCCCCUCAAAGAUGAUGUCACCGUUGGACAGCCCUCCCGCCGUCCCCCCUCGACAGCCCACCUGUAAGCUCCUCCCCCCUCGUUACUCCUCGUCGCUGACAUCAUCGCCCGCCCCCGACAGCCCCCCCUCCCUGCCUCCUCGGGAGCCGGUCAGCUCUCCUCUGCACCUCCUCCCCCCCCCUCAGGGUCGCCCCCGCUGUGACCUGCAGGCCUUCUUCCCCCCCACCACCUCCACCUCCUCGCCCCCCACCGCCUCCUCACCCCCCCUCCCUCCUCUCACCCCCGUCACGCCCAGCCCCACCCCCACCCCCCCCUCCAGGAAGAUGCCCCUCCCCUCUCCGCCCCUCCCCUUUCUCCCCCUGGACGGCCCCCCCGUUCCCCCCGACACAGCGUCCCCAAACUUCCUCCCAAGACCUACAAGAGGGAGUCUCUGAGCCACGCCCCCCUGCUGGACACACCCCCCUCGUUGUGAUUGGACAGCCUGCGGAGGAGGCGGGGCUUAAUGAGCUAACACUACAGCUGAUUGGACAGCCUGCGGAGGAGGCGGGGUUUAAUGAGCUAACACUACAGCUGAUUGGAUCAGAACAAACAGAACAAUGGAUUUAAAGAGAAAACAUCUGAUCGACCAAUCGGAAUGUUCUGAUCAUGUGCCCUUAUUCUGAAAAAAAAACUGAUCACGUGCCCUUAUUCUGAAAAAAAAACUGAUCAUGUGCCCUUAUUCUGAAAAACAAACUGAUCAUGUGCCCUUAUUCUGAAAAACAAACUGAUUGUGGCGUCCAAAUGUAGAACUUUGGAGAAAAUUCGUCUGUGUUGUCAGACCUGAUCGGACCACUUUGUGUUGAACAGAGAGGAUUGUGGGUAACGUAGUGCUUCAGGUACUGGACAGAACUACAGAGGUACUGUAUUGAUCUUUACAACAAGGGAAUAAAGGUGUUUGUACACUGAGCUGGAUGGACGACAGAAACCACCACCA
Messenger RNA from Sebastes umbrosus (honeycomb rockfish), 4809 nucleotides. RefSeq names its product son of sevenless homolog 1-like. The transcript has 22 exons. The record is from RefSeq and is a predicted model, not a curated record. Gene Ontology annotation, cellular component: nucleosome; plasma membrane. Gene Ontology annotation, biological process: Ras protein signal transduction; positive regulation of GTPase activity. Lineage: Eukaryota; Metazoa; Chordata; Actinopteri; Perciformes; Sebastidae. Gene Ontology annotation, molecular function: protein heterodimerization activity; guanyl-nucleotide exchange factor activity; DNA binding. Bases 359 to 4270 code for a protein of 1303 amino acids.